Molecule: messenger RNA, 489 nt
Organism: Acytostelium subglobosum LB1
Lineage: Eukaryota; Evosea; Eumycetozoa; Acytosteliales; Acytosteliaceae
Exons: 1
Source: RefSeq, a predicted model, not a curated record
AUGUUGAGAACAGGAUUCAUUAAUCAAUCUAUAAGAUCAUUAUCAUUGAAUGGUCGCAUUGGCAACAUCAGCAGCAUCAACAGCAGCAAUAUAUUGUAUAGAAAUGGUUCAAUCAGACAAUACUCUUCAACAGAGACAACUGAAGAGAAUGACUCAAACAAAUCAACAACAACACAAACAUAUAAAACAAUAACACCAGAAUAUAGAAUCAAUAUGGAUGAUUUGGACAUUGCCAACACUAUAAAGUCGACCAAGACCAAGAUCAUUGCGAUGCCAUUCGAGUACUCAUACACCUCAUUCUACAAGGGCAAGAGGUCCACCAGGAAGGGAUUCACCAAGAAGAAGGCACACCUCAAAGAGUUUGGUGUUGUGCCCUACGUCUUCCCCGAGUCUAUGUUCCGUCAGGUCAUCGCUCCCAUCCCUCUCGAUGAAGUCAACAAGAACAGCACUGUGACCAAGCAGCAACAGGAGCAGCAGCAGCAACAACAA